AAGCUGAACGCAGACCAGCGCAAGGAGGCAGAGGAGGCCUGCCAGGCGGCACUGAGGGACGAGCUCACUGCACUGGAGUUCCAGAGAGACCUGAUGGUGUCCGAGGUGGAAGACUGGCUGGCAGAAGCAGAGAAAUAUCUCAACUACCUGAAAAUGGAGCUGCCCUCAUUCAAUGCCCUUCAGCACAUGCAGUUAAGGAUUGAGUGGGAGAAAAAGAUCGCAGCCAUUCGGACCUCUCUGGGCACACUGCAGCGUCAGUACAACGAGCAGCUGCAGCUCUUGCAAAGUGGUCAGCAGCUGGACAGUCUGCCCCCAGUGACCCCGCCUGCCCUCCCGCCGGUCCCCACGGUUGAGAUGAAGAUCCAUGCGAUGAUGCAACCCCAACACCCCACUGUUGCCAUGGGCGUUAAACCACCCCCCCACGUCCAGCCGCAGGCCCCCGCUGCCACCCCCUCUCUCUUUUCCACGGCGAUACCCUUCGCAGUGCCACAGCAACCACUGGCCGGCGCCCAGAGGGUCCCCCAGCCGGCCCCCGGCCCCGCCAACACCCCGAACCCCACGUCACAGCCCGCGGGCAAACUGGAGCAGCUGCUGGAGAAGCUGAGGGCGCGAUUCCCGCAGUGCAACAGGUCUCAGCUGACCGCAGUGCUUCAGCAGAUUAAGAUGUCCAGAGGCACCAUGGCAGGCCUCUCCAUGGAGGAGCUGACGCAGCAGGUGGCACAGAGACUGGCACAGAGCGAGACACCCAGACAGUCUCAUGGUCCAAUCGGGCCUCCCUCUGCCACAGCCAGGACCUUUCCCAGCUCAGCGCCCCAGGCCCAUGUCACAGCUCACCUGCCUCACAGAUCACCCGCACCCCAGGCCAUCUUCAACACCAGGCCUCCUGUGGCGGCCCGGCCCAGCAGCAGGAAGCUGUGUCUGGUGUGUCAGAACCAGGUGGAACCCGGGACCCAGCAGGUGUUGAGCUGCACCCAUGUCGUACACAAGGAGCUGUUGCGAUGA
Lepisosteus oculatus (spotted gar) is the source of this 1002-nucleotide messenger RNA. The record is from RefSeq and is a predicted model, not a curated record. Lineage: Eukaryota; Metazoa; Chordata; Actinopteri; Semionotiformes; Lepisosteidae.